GUCAUGCACGGAUGCCUUCGUGUCCCUGAGCUCACCACCUACAUCUUCUCGUUUCUCGGGACAUCCGACAAAGGAACGCUCUCAGGCCUCGCACGGACAUGUAAAGCAUUCGAGGACACAGCUCUGGAUGGGCUCUAUUACGAACUACCAUGCCUAGGCACGUUCUUCACAUGCCUACCCCGGGACUUAUGGGAGAUAAGGGAGAAUAGAUUGACUUUCAAUCGCUCCAUGCUCAUGAAGGAUUGGACCAUACUCAAGAAGCACAUUCAUCGGGUUCGCGAAGUGCAAUGUGAUCGCGUAGUGGUCGACGCGGAGGCCUUGUCCGCCGUGUCUUUCUUCUGUUCCGAGCACCUGUUCCCGAACUUAAAGGCCCUCGUUGUCAACAGCCCCGAGUUUCCAAUGGCUUCUCUGCCUUUACUUUGCUCUCCUCACGUCCUUGAUGCUGAUCUUAACGAGCUUCCUCAUAAGUUAUUUCAUGCUCUCCUGCUGCUUGGUCGAGCGUGCCCCUUCCUCAAGUCGCUGUAUGUCACUCCGCUUCUUGAUGAGGAAUUGCAGGAAGAAACAUGGGCCGAAUUUGCCACAGUACUAUCAGAUGCCGUUACAAGUUUCUCGCAUCUCCAGCGCUUCUAUAUAUUCGUACCUUCCACCCCUGGCAUUCUCUUCGAUACUAUCCUCCCAUUAUCCCAGCUUCCCUCUCUGAAGUCUCUUGUUGUCACUCUUUUAGAGGAACAAGUGGACCCUAUACCAGCGCAUCAAGUUGAGCGCAUACAAUUCCCUGCACUCAGAUUCGUGGAAAUCGCCACGACUGGUCCCGCCCUUGUGUCGUCUUUCAUGCGCAUGCUCUGUUUUGACGGCCUGUCUCGGGUAUCGCUCUUCAAGGCUACUCUACAGGAGUUCCCGGAGAAAGAUGAGCUACCAAAGAUGAUAGAAACUGUGGCCACACGUCUUUGCAAAGAAAGAAUGCGCUCCAUCCGUUUUCAUCAGGAAAUAGAUAUCGACGAACCUGUCAAGCACAGUUCAGGACCUCUCGAUGCUUGCAUGUUCAGUCCACUUUACAAGUUCUCGCAGCUGGAAGAGCUCGCCUUUGAUCUUCUCGGCGGUCCCAGGAUAGACGACGCGUCAUUGGAGGAACUGUCUCUAGCGUUUCCGAAGUUACAGCACCUAUAUCUGAACAUCCUUGUAGGGGCUGGCGAGUUCAAUGGCGUCACCUUGAAAGGGUUAGCCGUGCUCCUUCUCAACUGCCCCUUCCUCGACUCCCUAUCACUCGUCACAAACGUAACACCCGAAGCUAAUGCGGAGUUCGACGCGUCUCCUAUCGACGUUCGUAAUACGCAUAUCAUGAACCUCGAGGUGAUGAACUCCCCGAUCGAAGAUUCUGGCUACGCCGCCCGUCACUUGAUUCGGAUGCUCCCCAACCUACGCGAGGUAGUGUAUGAUAGUCCUUUUGAAGCAAGUGCCACCGACGAUGACAUUUUGGAGCGAUGGUCAGAGGUCGACAGCUUUCUGAGGGAGCAUGCAGCAGCGAAGAACCCGUUUACAACGCUGAAAUAG
This is a messenger RNA of Coniophora puteana RWD-64-598 SS2, 1551 nucleotides long. RefSeq lists its product as uncharacterized. Lineage: Eukaryota; Fungi; Basidiomycota; Agaricomycetes; Boletales; Coniophoraceae. The transcript is spliced from 2 exons. The record is from RefSeq and is a predicted model, not a curated record. Bases 4 to 1551 code for a protein of 515 amino acids.